Molecule: messenger RNA, 3078 nt
Organism: Encephalitozoon cuniculi GB-M1
Lineage: Eukaryota; Fungi; Microsporidia; Unikaryonidae
Exons: 1
Coding region: 1-3078 (1025 amino acids)
Biological process (GO): double-strand break repair via homologous recombination
Cellular component (GO): Smc5-Smc6 complex
Molecular function (GO): ATP hydrolysis activity; ATP binding
Source: RefSeq, marked provisional
AUGCCGGGGUUUAAAGAUGGAAAUAUUGUGUCAAUGGAGCUAGAGAACUUCCAGACGUUCAAGAAGAUGUCUCUCGGUUUCUGCUCGUCUUUCAAUUUUAUAGCAGGGCCUAAUGGGUCUGGAAAAAGCAGCAUAGCGAAUGCGAUGGUUCUCGUGUUUGGAGGUACUCCCAAAGUGAUAGGUAGAGGCAAGACUGUGGGAGAGUACGUCAGGUUUGGGGAAAGAGAGGCGAAGAUAGAGGUGGUUGUAUGGAUUAAAGGAAAAGAAACCAGGCUGUGCAGGUGUAUAUCCAAGGAUUCCCAGAGUAAGUAUUUUGUCGAUGGGAAAUCAUAUAAAAAGACGGAGUAUGAAGAAUUUGUAGGGAGGUUUAAGAAGAACAUCGGGAAUCUGUGUCAGUUUCUUCCGCAGGAAAAAGUUUCUGAGUUUACAAGGCUUCCUCCUGAAAAUCUUCUGGUGGAAGUACUAUUAGCCGUGGGAGAAGAAGAGGUAUUGGAGUAUCUGAAGGAGCUAGAAGAUCUAGAGGCCGAGAGGGACAGAUUGGUGGAAACGCUCGAGUCAUGCACUCGAAAGAAAGAGUGUAUAGAACGAGCCAUUGAAGUAUUAGGGAGGGAUGUCGAAAAGGUUUGUGAAGAGGGGAGGAAGAGGGAAAGGAUACGGGUUAUGCGUGAAAAGCAGGAAUGGAUGCAUUACAAGCAUCACACUGAUGAAUAUGUUGCGAUCAAGAAGGCUGUAGGGUUGCUACGGAAGCAGAUUGAAGUGAAGAAUAAGGAAGUCCUGAAGAUCGAGGACAAGAUAAUAGAACUAAAGUCAUCUGAAACUUGCAAGGAAAUGGACGGUCUAUGGAGUAUUCUUAGAGAGCAUGAUACAAACCUAGUUAAAGUGGUUGAAGAGCUUCGAGACAUCCAUCAGGAAACUGAGAUGCUAGGAGUUGAUGAAGAGUCGCUCAAAAACAAGAGGGAAAAGAGGAUGACAAAUCUAGAAAGACUGAAAAAGGAGAUUUUAGAUCUUCAAGACGAAGUGUCUAAAGUGGAAAUACCUCCGCAGCCUCGGGGACCAGAUGAGGCUAGAAUCGAGGUUCUCGAGGAAAAGAUGUCUGGGCUAAUGAGAGCCCGGGGGAAAAUCCAGCACGAAUCUUCUGAGUUGAAGCGGUUAGUGGACGAUCUUAGCUUAAAAAGAAAGAAGUUCCAUGAAAUGGAUGAAAUGCGGCUCCAAAUGCUUAGAAAAUAUCAUCCAGACACGCACAGGGCUGUCUGCUGGCUGCGAGAGAACAAGCAUCGCUUCAAAGACGAAAUAGUAGAGCCCCCAUUUGUCCAGCUAAGGGUAAAAGACGCUAAGUAUGCCCUUGAGGUUGAGAACUUCCUGGGAUUUCAGUCUUUGUCCCCGUUUAUCUGUAAGUCGUCAGAGGACUUCGAGACCUUUGUUCGUAUUAUGAAAGAUGAAAAAAAGUGGAUGAUUAAUGCAAUUGAAGCCAUAAAAAUGGACGGGAAGAUGGGCAUAAAAGAAGAGGCUAUAUCUAGAGAGAUGCUGAAAGAAUUAGGGUUUGAGGGGGUAUUAAGUAACUUUAUAGAAUGCAGAGAUGAAGUCAUGAAUUACCUGGUAGUGGCAGGGCAUUUCGACUCGAUUCCUGUUUCAAAAGGAAGUGUUGACGAGAGCUUAGUGUUCAGAAAAACAAAUAUAAAAAGAAUGGCGGCUGGAGGAAGAUACAUUGAAAUCAAGAAAAGUAAGUAUGGCUCUGAGCAUGUUAUUAUCUAUAAUCCCUUAAAAUCACGGAACCUGUUCUCGCAAAACCUGUCUCUUCAAGAGCUUGGGGAGAUUGAGGAUGACCUAGCCAAGAAAAACUCAACAAGGCGGGAGAACGAAGAGAAGCUAAAGAAAGUUUUGAAGGAUUGCGAGGUUGUUGACAAAGAGCUGCAGGAGCUUUACAGAGAAAGAAGUUUGCAUAACUCUCAGGUGAUGGACAUAAAAAGAAGGGAGGCGCGAAUUCAAAUUUUGAAAGGGUCUAUGGACAGGAAAAAACUCGAGUUGGAAAUGCUUGAAGAUACAAAAGAUUUGGAUGAAGAAGAGAGAAGAAUUUAUGAAGCAAGGAGGAAGUUAGAAGACACAUGGAAAGAUAAAUGUGAUGAGCUUGACAGACAUCUAUCGGAUUCUAGAUAUUUCGAUGCAUUUUGCAAUGCAGUCAGGUUAUUUAGAGAGGUCAUGAAUGUCAAUAAGAACAUUGAAUUUUUGGAAGAAUCCAAGAAGGUGAUGGAGGAGACAAUAAGAAAAUUAGACGAAGAGGCUGCUGAAAAGAAAAAAGAAGGCUCCAUAUUGAAGAGGAAGAUAGAAGAGGGAAGGAUGCGGCUUGAAAAGAUCGAGAAAACAGAGGAGUAUGAUAAAAUAUUAGCCCAACUUCCAGAUACAAUAGACGAGCUUGACGACGAGAUAAUCAAGGAAAGGGCACAACUGAAGCUCUAUAAUGUUGAUCGUGGGGCAGUGGAGCAGUUCGAAGUUAGAGAGCAGGAUCUAAGGAGUCUCAACAAAGACAUUUCUAGACACUCUGAAGGGCUGGAGAAUAUCAAAAAAAAGGGCUCAGAUGUAAAGAACGUUCUGAUCGAAAGGAUUGAGAAAAUGGUAUGCAGCAUAGAUAAGCAGUUUAGGAGUCUCUUCAGAAGGGCUGGAGGAGAUGGGAGUGUUGUGUUUAUUAAUGAUGGCCUUGAUGCUUGUAAGUGGAGGCUUAGCAUAAUGGUCAAGUUUCGUGACAGCGAUGGCCUUGAGGUUCUAAACUCUCACAGACAGAGCGGCGGAGAGAGAUCAGUUUCGAUUAUUCUGUUUUUACUGGCCAUUCAAAGCUAUCGGCCCUCGCCAUUCCGGCUCGUAGAUGAAAUAAACCAGGGAAUGGAUAGGCACAACGAAAAGCUGGUCCACGAUAUUUUAGUUGCACUUAGCAAGGAGGGAAAUGAGCAAUUCUUCAUGAUUACACCGAAGAUAGCCCCGGGGCUGAGCUACAGCCAGAACAUGAAGGUGAUUAUUCUUUACUCCUCUCAAAGCUGUGCAGGACAAGAAGGUUUCGUAAAAUACAAGCUGAGGAUGCUUGCAUAA